This is a messenger RNA of Tetranychus urticae (two-spotted spider mite), 886 nucleotides long. RefSeq names its product prefoldin 2 (gene Pfdn2). Lineage: Eukaryota; Metazoa; Arthropoda; Arachnida; Trombidiformes; Tetranychidae. Gene Ontology annotation, biological process: protein folding. Gene Ontology annotation, cellular component: prefoldin complex. The record is from RefSeq and is a predicted model, not a curated record.
CAAAUUUAGUCAAACAACACGCUUUUUUGUCUUGAUCAUUUAAAUUUUAUGCAUCUUUAGUCAGUCUGUUUCUUUAUUAAUUUGGAUUUUUUGAGUGUCUUGUGAGAUUAAUCAACAUUCAGUCUUCAACUUUAUUCUAUCCAGUAUUAUUAAGAAAUUGUGAUGGCAGAUAAAGAUAAACCCAAAGGAAAAUCUCUUACCAAUGAACAGAUCUUAGCUGGUUUUAAUCAAUUGAGGCAAGCUCAAAGGAGUAUCAACAAUAAAAUUAUCGAAUUAGAAAAUGACCUGAAUGAACAUGUUUUAGUCAUUGACGCUCUGAAAGCAGUCGAUCAAGAUCGUAAAUGUUUUCGUUCCAUUGGAGGUGUUUUGGUUGAAAGAAAUGUGAAAGAAAUUCUUCCAUCUGUGAUAGAAAACAAAGAAAUGAUUGCUAAGACAAUAGAAGCACUGAAAUCUAAGGUAGUCGAAAAAGGACAAGAAAUCAACGAUUACAUGGACAAGCAUAAUAUUAAAAUAAGACAAGAACCUUAUGACAAGGGAGAAAAUCCACAGGAAAGUAAACCUGGUACUCAAGCCUCCUCAUCUGGUAUAUUAGUAGCCGAUUCCUCGUCGGUGGCGAAUCCUUCAUCGUCAUGAGUCACAAAACUGUCUCAAUAAAUUUCCAGGAUUGUUUUUUAUUUCCGCGAUUUGCUUACUUAUUCAUAUUGCAAAACAUGAGAUACACAAAAUAUCUAAUAUCUAACAAUUAAACUAAAUUGAAGUAUAUUCAGCCCAACAAAUAUAUUUCAUUGAAUGGAUAACGUUAGGCAAAUGAUUAUAUUAUGUAUUCAACAGAAAGUUGAGGUCUAUAACACUACUGAAGCAAAGAAUAUGCACCAUUAAUAAUUUA